Molecule: messenger RNA, 2100 nt
Organism: Cannabis sativa
Lineage: Eukaryota; Viridiplantae; Streptophyta; Magnoliopsida; Rosales; Cannabaceae
Product: cytochrome b561 and DOMON domain-containing protein At5g47530
Exons: 3
Coding region: 539-1726 (395 amino acids)
Source: RefSeq, a predicted model, not a curated record
AUGUAAAUAGGAGAGACUAUGUUCCUGGUUCCUUAAUAACACAUCAAAGUCACUUACAUGCCCUCAUAUUUCGUACUUUUGUAGUUGAAACGUUGAACAAAUGAAGUAGUUCGGUGGUGUUACAUAUUUUUGCAAAAGCAAUGUGUGAAAAUCCAAAAGUAGUUCUCCCAACUCCUCCAUCACCCAUGACUCGUUUUAUUUUAUUUUAUUUUUCAAAAAUAAAACAAUGAAUAAUAAUUCCCAAAUAAAAAAGGAACUACCUUGUAAAAUAUUGGAACCUUCCCAAACCGGACUUCUCAACAACCCAACCCCACCACCAACUCCUAUAAUAACCCAUCUUCUUCUUCUCCCCCUCAUCAUCAACCUAGAGUUCAUUCUCUCGCAAGGCCUUUGUGGAGAUAUAUUACAACAACAACACAAUUCCCUGGCCAGACUUGGAUUAAAGGUUUGGUUUUUGAUUCAUUUUGACACAAACCCAUCUCAGAUCAACAAUUUUUAAGUCCCUAGCCAUUUUCUUUAGGGACUAAAACCGACCACCAUGGCCGGGAAACUCACAAGUCUAGUAGUUCUUCUCUCUGUUUUUUCGACUCUGUUUUUAUCAUCCUCUGCUCAAACAUGUAAGAGCUACAACUUCGCAAGAAACCAACAGUUCCAGGAGUGCAAUGACCUUGCCGUUCUGAACUCGUUCCUCCAUUGGACGUUUGACUCAACAACAGGGAAACUCAACAUGGCUUACCGUCAUACCGGGGUAACAAGUUCCACGUGGGUGGCAUGGGCUAUCAACCCCAGCAACAACUUGGCAUCAGCCAUGCCCGGGGCUCAAUCUCUUGUGGCUUACCCACGAUCGAGUGGUGGCCCGAGAGUGUACACAUCUCCAAUCGGCCAAACUUAUCAGACAUCGUUGGCUGAGGGGAAUCUCACUUACCCAGUUACGGAUUUAUCAGCUACUUACCAGAACAACGAAAUGAUUAUCUUUGCAACUUGGACUCUUCCAACAACAACGAGUACCAUCACCCAGGUUUGGCAAUCGGGUCCUCUUUCAGGUACCACAAUUGGACCACAUCAAACAUCAGGAGAUAAUACUAGGUCAAAAUCCUCUUUGAAUCUUCUUUCCGGUCAGUCUCAAUCCGGAGGGGGCAGCUCUACACUCAGGAAAAGAAACACCCACGGAGUACUGAACGCUGUGAGUUGGGGUAUAUUGAUGCCCAUGGGAGCUGUAAUAGCAAGGUACUUGAAGGUAUUCAAAUCAGCAGACCCAGCAUGGUUUUACCUCCACGUCACUUGCCAAACCUCUGCAUACAUAGUCGGAGUCGCCGGUUGGGGAACUGGUCUGAAACUCGGAAGUGACUCAGUUGGCAUCACACAAAACCCUCACAGGAACAUUGGAAUCGCCCUUUUCUGCCUGGGAACCCUUCAGGUUUUCGCUUUGCUCUUGAGGCCCAAGAAGGACCACAAGUACAGACUCUACUGGAAUAUCUAUCACCACACCAUUGGGUACGCAGUCAUCAUCCUCAGCAUCAUUAACAUUUACGAAGGUUUCGAUAUCUUGCAGCCUGAAGAAGUGUGGAAGAGAGCUUACACAGGGAUUAUCAUUGGUUUGGGCGCUGUUGCCGUAAGCUUGGAAGCUUAUACAUGGUUUUACGUACUGAAGAAGAAGAAAACAGAGAACAAGGUCCCUUAUGGUGCUAAUGGAAAUGGGGCUAAUGGCUACGGUUCACAUGUAUAGAGAGUAGUUAGUUGGGUUUAGUUGCCUUAAUGGAGGAGGAUAUGGGUCCUUUGCUGCUUUCUAAAUCUUCCUCUCUUCUCUCAUCUUUUUCUUAUAUAAAUAUAUAAUAUAUAUAUUUUUUAAAUUGCAAUUUUUAUUUUAUUUUUUACACCCUUUUGUAUAUUUAGUGAAUGAUUUAUGUACUUGAGGGAGGUCUGAACUGGGGGUUCAGUUUUGAAGGUUAUUGUUUUGGUAGAGUAGUUUUUUAGGACUUUCAUUAUGUGCUUUUGAGAGAGUAUUUUUUAUCCACAUUUGUCUUGUUAUUUCAGAGGGUACAUAUAUGUCACUAUAUAUUUAUACUUGCUUUAAUAUAUACUUUUCAUCUUUAUUGUCUA